Molecule: messenger RNA, 2460 nt
Organism: Cylas formicarius (sweet potato weevil)
Lineage: Eukaryota; Metazoa; Arthropoda; Insecta; Coleoptera; Brentidae
Product: importin subunit alpha-3
Exons: 6
Coding region: 237-1787 (516 amino acids)
Biological process (GO): NLS-bearing protein import into nucleus
Cellular component (GO): cytoplasm; nucleoplasm; nucleus
Molecular function (GO): nuclear import signal receptor activity; protein binding
Source: RefSeq, a predicted model, not a curated record
CCAUGGUCGGAAAUAGACAUUUGCCUAGAGAGAGAAAUUUGCGUAAGCUAGGGAUGGCGAUUUAGAAGCAAUUUCUUCAUUUCAAGACAUUUAAAAGCGCUUAAGUUUUUAUUAAUUUAUUGGUUUAUGUUAGUUUUAAAGCCAUUUCGAUUUAGCUAGAAGCGUCCAGUGCGCUCGUAGGGAACGAAGUACGAAACCGGCUCCGCUCGUGUUUUUUAGUUGUCAAAUUCAUAAAAAUGGCGGACCCAGGUAGCAAGAACCGUAUUCAGAACUUCAAGAACAAAGGAAAAGAUCAGGAUGAAAUGCGAAGGCGAAGGAAUGAAGUAACGGUUGAACUUAGAAAAAAUAAGCGUGAAGAGACAUUACUGAAGAGGCGGAAUGUUCCAACAGUAGAUUCAACUGAUGAAGAUGACAUUGAAAAGUCUCUAUCCAAUACCAACUUGGAGCAACUUGUAGCACAAGCUACAAUGGUUGAUAACCCUGAUGUGCAAUUGAUGGCUGUUCAAUCUACUAGAAAACUGUUGUCUUCAGAUAGAAAUCCUCCUAUAGAUGCUCUUAUUCAGUGCGGAAUUCUCCCUAUUUUAGUAAAGUUUUUAGAGCGCCAUGACAACCAUAAUCUUCAGUUUGAGUCAGCUUGGGCUUUAACUAACAUAGCAUCCGGUACUUCUGCCCAAACUAAUAAAGUAGUAUCGGCUGGUGCAGUCCCACUUUUUCUAAUGCUCUUGCAUUCUCCACAUCAAAAUGUUUGUGAACAGGCUGUGUGGGCACUAGGAAAUAUUAUUGGAGAUGGUCCGGUACUUAGAGACUAUGUAAUUGAAUUAGGAGUUGUGGAACCAUUAUUGUCCUUUAUCAAGCCAGAAAUUCCUAUUACAUUUUUACGAAAUGUAACAUGGGUGAUUGUGAAUUUGUGCAGGAAUAAAGAUCCACCACCACCAAUUCAGACAAUUGAAGAAUUAUUGCCUGCUUUGAAUGCAUUGAUUCAUCACACGGAUAUUAAUAUUUUAGUUGACACUGUUUGGGCUUUAAGCUAUUUAACAGAUGGCGGCAAUGAGCAGAUUCAGAUGGUAAUUGAUAGUGGAGUUGUACCGAAACUAAUUCCCUUAUUAAGCCAUAUAGAAGUUAAAGUUCAGACGGCUGCUUUGAGAGCUGUAGGAAACAUUGUGACAGGAACAGAUGAGCAGACUCAGGUCGUUCUAAACUGUGAUGCAUUAUCUCACUUCCCUGCUUUACUCACUCACCCUAAAGAUAAAAUUUGUAAAGAAGCUGUUUGGUUUUUGUCAAAUAUAACAGCUGGCAAUCAAAGACAAGUUCAAGCUGUCAUAAAUGCGGGUUUACUGCCAAAAAUUAUACACAAUCUCACAAAAGGUGAUUUUCAAACACAAAAGGAGGCCGCCUGGGCUAUAUCAAACUUGACAAUAGGGGGCAAUAAAGAGCAAGUGGCUAGACUUAUUCAGGAAGGGGUCAUCCCUCCUUUUUGUGAUCUUUUGAAUUGCAAAGAUGCCACUGUGAUUCAAGUUGUUCUGGAUGGUAUUAAUAACAUGCUUAAGAUGGCAGGCCCUCAAGUUGAGCAGCUCUGCACCAUGAUUGAAGAAUGCAAUGGUCUGGAUAAAAUUGAAGCCUUGCAGAAUCACGAUAAUAUCGAGAUUUAUAAAUUGGCUUACGAUAUCAUAGAGCAAUAUUUCAGCGGGGAUGCUGAAGAUGAUCCAAACUUAGCGCCGACAGCAGGAGAUAGUGGUUUCAAUUUCGAUCCAAAUACAAAUGUUCCCAAUGAAGGGUUCAAGUUUUGAUUUUGCAUUAUAUAGUUGUUGCUCGGUUUUGAAUGAUUUUUCAACAAACCCAAAGCAGAGCAUACUUUCGCUAUAUAUUUAUCCCUUGAACCUAACUGACUGUACGUUCAUUUUAAUUAUCUUCUUGUACAUAUUUCUUUUAAUCGGGAUGACAUUGUGUAGGAUAUUUAUUUAAUUUAAAUUAUGUAUUUACAAAAAUUUAUACCCCAACAUUUAUAUUAAAAGACUGUUUAAUUUUGUCUUGGUGACUUUUAAAUUAGGUAAAUAUCUGCUUACAUUUGGAAAAAUUGUAUAAAUAGCAAAUAAUCCUGUCUAUUAAAAUGACCGUACAUGAAUAAAAGAUCUGUGCAUAACACGAAAAUAUUUAUUUAUUUUUUUAGUUUUUUGUUUUUUCGAUAACCAAGGCUGGUUUUUUUUCAAUGAAAAUGCACAGAUGUUUUUAAAUUUUACCUGUGUAUUUAUGAUAUUAUAUACUUAUUAAUUAAAGAACAAUAUUAUUAAAUUGGAAUUUUUGAAAGGAAUAUAUUUUUUAUUAAAAAGUUUUACAGGCAAAGGAAUCCUUGUAUGGUGCCAGUAGUAAGUGGAUUUGAUUUAUUUGGACUGCAUUGGUUCUUUAGAGAAAGCCUUGGCGUAUUGUAUAGCUCAACUGUAUUUUGCUUUAAACAUUUUCCUC